AUGAAUCAUCUUGUCUAUACGAGUUUGGCCGGAAACGCUUCUGUAGGAGUUGCAUCUCAGGUGGGAAACCCAAGGCGUGGUCCUGGUGGUGCUGGAGUUGGCUCUUGCGCUAAUUUGGCAAGUUCUGAUAUGCCUUGUCCUGGAGACGUCGAACAUGGCCAGAUAACGGGUCCUGGUCAUAUGAGCAGCACUCGUGGCCAGGCAGGCGUUGCUUCUGGUUCUGCAGGUAUGCAUGGUCCUAGUGCUGUGCGUAUUCCCUCAACAAUGCCACCUCUCUCUAACUUGCCACCUAGUUCAAAUGGACAACAGACCCAACAAGGGCAUUCUACUUUUCAUUCGCAACAUCACCAUCAGCAUGCGCACACACCAGCACAUCAACUAGCAGCAGGGCAUGAGUCUUUUAAAGCACACGGACAUCAAACUCAGCAUAUUCCUACUCGACACUCGCAGCACACUCACCACCACGCUUCACAUCACAACGGCCCUGCUGGCCAACUGAGCCCGCGUGACUCAUUGCCUCCAGCAAGUAGCUGUCCAGGUGUCACAUCAGGCACCAAUGUUGGUGCCGGCAUGAAUGGUUCACUGGGUACACGACGUCGUGGAACUACUGCUCUGGUAGAGAGUCAUACUGCGAAUUCUGGUCUUGGCAGGCACGCUGCUUCUGGAACUAAUAGCGGAGUAGGUGUGAGCAGCGAAGGAGGUCUGGACGCCCAUGCAAUCGCAACUGGGCUUUCCCUGCAAGGCGCUGGUGGCACAACGACUAAUGUUAGCUUGGCUCUGGCAAAUGGGGAGCAAAUCGGCAGCCAA
Messenger RNA from Protopolystoma xenopodis, 807 nucleotides. NCBI's taxonomy places the organism in Eukaryota, Metazoa, Platyhelminthes, Monogenea, Polystomatidea, Polystomatidae. The record is from the annotation of a GenBank genome assembly.